AUGCGUGAUUUUGGAUCAGAUACAUCGUUCUUCAGUUUAUUCGUGAGUACCAGUGGUUAUAUUACAAAGGUUUUUCCAGAAAAUGGAAGCAAAAAUGGAACACACGCUUUGAAAAACAUAAACAUGCUUUGUGUUGCAAAAAGAGGUGUGAAAUCAACAGAAAAGAAGAAGAUUCGAAUCACUUACCAGUUCAAGGUGACGACACUGAAGAUGGAGUGGCCAGGGUCAUACUCUGGUGGGAAGCAAGGUUGUUGCUACCCAAAGACUGGGAAACCUGCAAAAGAUUUCACCAUCGCUGGACUAUGGCCAUGUUAUUUGGAUGCUACAAUCCCAGAGUUCUGCGAUUCUCAUAGUCAUUUCAACAUAGCUAAGACCUCAAACCUAACCAAAAACUUGCAAACAAAUUGGCCAGCCCUUGCCUGCCCAAGCAGCGACAGUGAGAAUAAGCUAUGGUCGCACGAAUGGAACCAACAUGACUACUUUGAAGCAGCUCUUAGACUAAAGAAACAAGUGAACCUCCUCAAAAUACUCACUAAUGAAGGUGAGAAUAGAGACUAA
Messenger RNA from Camellia sinensis, 558 nucleotides. RefSeq names its product ribonuclease 3-like. Gene Ontology annotation, molecular function: RNA binding; ribonuclease T2 activity. Gene Ontology annotation, biological process: RNA catabolic process. The record is from RefSeq and is a predicted model, not a curated record. Gene Ontology annotation, cellular component: extracellular region. NCBI's taxonomy places the organism in Eukaryota, Viridiplantae, Streptophyta, Magnoliopsida, Ericales, Theaceae.